CCCCACCACCCCCCAGCUGAGGCGGGACCGCUCCCACCAAAGGGCCUCAUUAGCAUAUGUCAAGAGAACCUUCUUAAAUAGCCGGGCUCACAGCGGGGCCAGUCUGCUAGCCCGUGGGUUCGGGGAGCUGUCCGAGGACUUGGCGCGCGAUUCCAGUCAGUGCGCUCCCAGGAAGGCUAGCUGCAGACCCAGACUAGGGCCGGGGCAGGGUUCCCCCGAUGGUCGCGCUUUGUCCGCAGGAACCCUCUUCGCCUCUCGCCUCUGAGCUGGGCACCUGAGUGGUCGCUGGACUCCGGACAUCCUCCGCUCUCUGGGGCCUGGCCCCGUGCGUGAGCCGGGCUGUCUCCACUCCUUCACUCGGCACUCUCCUGCCCUGCAUCCUCCUCGGAGGCUGCUGUUGGGUUGCAGUCGGCGGCCGCGGCCGGUUCAUGGCUCCCGUGGCCGGCGCACACGCCGCCGUCGGGGGUUUCCUGGGCUCUUGGGAAGGCUUGGCCCAGCCGCCGCUGAGCGCGCCCUUCCUGCUGCCCCCGGCCGGGCAGGGCCCCAGACCGCGGGCUCCCCUGCUGGGCCCCCGAGGUGGUCCCGGGCCUGGGAUCGCCCCCGGGGCACCCGCUGACUUCGCUCACCUGCAGGGCGUCUUGCGGCGGAGGCAGCUCUACUGCCGGACCGGUUUCCACCUGCAGAUACUGCCAGACGGCCGUGUGCGCGGCACCCGACGCGACCACAGCCUCUUCGGUAUUCUGGAAUUCAUCAGCGUGGCUGUAGGACUGGUCAGUAUCAGAGGUGUGGACACUGGCCUUUACCUUGGAAUGAAUGACAAAGGAGAACUCUAUGGAUCUGAGAAACUGACUUCUGAGUGUAUCUUCAGGGAGCAAUUUGAGGAGAACUGGUAUAAUACGUAUUCAUCCAACAUACACAAACAUGGGGACUCAGGGCGAAGGUUCUUUGUGGCCCUUAACAAAGAUGGCACCCCACGCGAUGGAUCCCGGGCGAGACGUCACCAGAAGUUCACCCACUUCCUGCCUAGGCCGGUGGACCCAGAGAGGGUGCCUGAGCUCUACAGGGAUGUACUGCUGUAUAGCUGAACAGGGACUGUGGCCUCAUGGGGACAUCUUUCUCUUCAGCAUUGCUAUUUCAGUGGUCUAGAAGCCCCUGGGAACCCUGGCUUAGAGAGUAUGGAUUGGGAAGGAUGGUUCAGUGAAGAGCUUUUGUUCAUGUUGAAUUUUCCUUUGCCCAAACUUGGACUCAGGCAGAUGACACCAUUCUGGGUUGUUAAAUGCUAGUUAAUUGACAAUUGAAUAAGGCAAAAAACAGACGGACUCUGCUUGCUUGUGGGUGCCCAAUUUCCUUGGAACAUGUUUACACGAAGAGUGGGAUGAGAAAUUGUGACUGUAGAUAAUAUGGUAGAGAACAUGGGGAAAAUAGUUGUUUUGCCACAAAUCUUAUUCUUUGAGCUCCGUCUAUAGCAUAGAACUUGGACCUAUGAGAGUUGUGGAUGGAACUGAUCUCAAACAAGGCUACUAACCUAGAAAAGGAUUAUUUUGUUUGUUUUUGGAUGGACCUAUUUAUACUUUUUUCAAAUUAUGUAUAUUUAUUUUAAAUAUUUAUUUAUUAAAGAAUUUAUUUUUAAUGGGAUAUGAAGACAAUGCAAAAAAAUGCAAAAACAAGAUAUCCAUUGACCAGGAUGCCAUGUGGUUGGGUUAUAGAAUCUUGAGUUGUAAUGAUGGCUCCCUGUGCCACCCAUCAAAAAUAGCAUCAUGUCUUGAAUUUCAUUUUUUAAAAAAUAAAAAAAAAUAGAUUAGGUUAUAUUUUUGUGCACAUGCAGUUGCCUUAUUGCUGUAUUCUUCUGAAAAAUUUGGCUCUAAGGGGCCUAAAAUGCCUUACCAAUUUGUAUUGAACUCAAUGCAUAUUUGAAAGGGAAU
Monodelphis domestica (gray short-tailed opossum) is the source of this 1922-nucleotide messenger RNA. RefSeq names its product fibroblast growth factor 20 (gene FGF20). Gene Ontology annotation, molecular function: growth factor activity. NCBI's taxonomy places the organism in Eukaryota, Metazoa, Chordata, Mammalia, Didelphimorphia, Didelphidae. The record is from RefSeq and is a predicted model, not a curated record.